Messenger RNA from Centruroides sculpturatus (bark scorpion), 1467 nucleotides. RefSeq names its product proteasome inhibitor PI31 subunit-like. The record is from RefSeq and is a predicted model, not a curated record. The transcript has a single exon. Gene Ontology annotation, molecular function: endopeptidase inhibitor activity; proteasome binding. Gene Ontology annotation, biological process: proteasome-mediated ubiquitin-dependent protein catabolic process. NCBI's taxonomy places the organism in Eukaryota, Metazoa, Arthropoda, Arachnida, Scorpiones, Buthidae. The coding region runs from base 618 to 1136 and encodes 172 amino acids.
UAUAUUAAUUUAUUGUCUUAGUCGUGAAUUAUUCUUAAAUUUAUGCUAAUUCUUCACUUGUCUUUCUUUCAUUAUUUACAUUAUUAUCCGACGUACUUCCUUCUAAAUAUGAUAUUUGAAACUCCCUCUCACCAUCAUCCUCUUGUUAUCUCCUUGCUUCGAAACUUUUCUGUCCCCCAUUUAAUUUCUUGUUCAGAAAAUAUUUUAUAAAAAACAAAGCACCCGUAUGGUUUUCCGAUGAAGAGCGAUUCUAAUCAUUAGACGGCUCCAAUGGCAUUUGCAGAAAUUGAGAACAGUGUCUUGUGUGCCAUCUUGACAAAUGGUACUCGAGCCAUUUGAGAUGAAUAUGAUAGAAUAAUGAGUUCAGAGACGUUCAUAAGUUUGAUCACCACCAUCACCAUCCUUUGGAUCAUUUAUAUUCACGAAAAUAACGGAGUUGGAGUGAUUCGAAUAUAAUACACAAUUUUCAACCCGUUGAAAAAUUCUUAAUUAAAUUCGUUUUCUUAAUUUCAUAUAUUUCACCAUUUGAAACAAACACUUCAUAAAAAAUAAGGUAUAAACAAUUGCAAAAUAGCAUUAUUGUCACAAUAAUAUAAAAAAAUUGUGAUGCAUUAAACAUGGAAUGCCUUAAGGAGAUCUUCGAGAAAACGAAAGUUCAGUUGACAAGUGCCACGGAUGCUCUGGUCUUCGGCAUUCAUUGUUUUAUCGUGUGUCUGAAGAUACGCUUCGUGGGGAUCGGAAAAAGUCGGACACCGGAUUGCGUACAGAUGGAUCCCUGGCAGCUACCGGAAGGCUGGAACGCGGAUCAACAGGUUUAUCACCUGAGAUACGUGGACGAAGAAGGGUUUCGUUACUUGUUGAAAGUGGACUACGACAAGAAAUUCGAGCGACUCGUUGUUUCCUGGACGGAUAAGGAAGAAAAAAAUAUACACUUGAUGGAAAUAGACAUGCCCAAAUACACAGGUGAAUCGUGGAAACAAUUAGAGACAGCGUACAAAAAUCUGGAUGAUUUUCAAAGUAAAAUCACGGAUAUGAUAAAAUAUGCCAUCAAAGCGUCAAGAGAAGAGAAGGUGUCGACAUCUGAAACACUGCCCGUAAACGUCGAGAAAGAGAAGACCCAAAUUAUUACUAAAUGAGCGAUCUGUGCGAUAGUGAAAGUAGUUUCAGUUUACAAAAUUCUUUAACUAUAAUGUGCAUAUAUCUUUCAAAAUAUUAUUAAAAUAAAAUAACAAUUAGUUACGUUCCGGGUUUUUUAUUUGCCAGAGGUGCUCACUGUUAUACGUUAAAUCAAUUUUUUAUGAUUUAAUUGAAAUUCUAAUGAUUAAUUAAUGUAAAUUCUAUUGAAUCUUAAGAAUUAUUUGUGUUGGAUUUGAUGGUUGCAUGACAGCUUAUUGGUUUAAAAUUCUAUCGACGAGUUGCUUAACUUUAUCGAAUGUUAUGAGAUUUUAUGUAAAAAAUAACUUUUAU